Messenger RNA from Adineta steineri, 4347 nucleotides. The record is from the annotation of a GenBank genome assembly. NCBI's taxonomy places the organism in Eukaryota, Metazoa, Rotifera, Eurotatoria, Adinetida, Adinetidae.
AUGUCUGAGAAAUCGAAUAGCGACGGAGAUAGAGAUAGUUCAUCUGCGAAUUCACCAUCCCACCGUCCAAAACUAUUCAAACGACUUAAUUCAUUUAAACCACAUCGAUCUGCUACACAUCCAGAAAUAAAACAAUGUGAUACUCUAUGUCCUGAAGUUCUUCAACAUCGAGAUAGUAUCUUGGAAAUACGUACAACUGAAGAAUCUGUUAAACCUCACGUUAAUAAUAAUAAUGGACAAUCACCUCUAAUAACAAUUAAUGUUGGUGGAAGUCGUUUUCAAACAUAUAUUUCUACUUUAGAAUUAUAUCCUGAUACAUUAUUAGGUAAUGAAAAUAAACGAAAACAAUAUUGGAAUAAUGAAAUACAAGAAUAUUUUUUUGAUCGUCAUCGUGCUUGUUUUGAAUCUAUACUUUAUUAUUAUCAAUCAAAUGGUCGUCUUCGUCGACCAGAUUUUGUUCCAAUUGAUACAUUUCUUGAAGAAAUAGAAUUUUUUCUAUUAGGUGAAGACGCAACUGCACAAGUUCAUGAAAUAGAAAAUAUUAAAAUAAUUCAACAAGUUCAACUACCACGAAUGUUAUGGCGUCGAUAUAUUUGGUUCUAUUCAGAAUUUCCUCAAUAUUCAACUUUAGGUCGUGUCAUUAAUAUUAUAUCAAUGAUUCUCACCGUAUUAUUUUGUUUAGCAUUAACUAUUGAAACACUUCCAACUUAUAAUAAUCGUUGGAAUAAUAUUUGUAAAGAAGAAUUUAAUAAAUCUUUAAAUGCAACUUCAUUUCCAUCAUGUUCAGCACUUUUUACAUCACCAUUUUUUAUUAUUCAAACUAUAUGUGCUGCCUUUUUUACAGUAGAAUUUCUAUUAAGAUUUAUAAGUACUCCAUCAUAUGUAAGUUUUAUUAUGGAAUUUUUUAAUUGGGUUGAUUUAUGUGCAAUUAUACCUUAUUUUGUUCUGACUGGUAUUGAAUUAAGCAGUAAAAAUAUAACUACAAAUGCAGAUGUUAUUGUUGGUCUUCGUUUUUUUCGAAUUUUAUUUUUCCUACGAAUUUUUAAAAUUUAUUUAAUUUUUCAAAGAUUAAAAACAUUAAGAAAUUUAAGUUCAACAAUAAAAGAAUCAUUAUUAGAUUUUGCUGUUAUGAUUGUUAUUCUUACAUUAAUUUCAUUUUUAUUUGGUGCAGCAGUUUAUUUUGCUGAAGUACAAAGUAAUGGUGAUGUUUUCGAUUCAAUUCCUAAAGCAGUUUAUUGGGGUGUUAUAACGAUUACAGGAGUUGGAUAUGGAGAAAUGUAUCCGAUAACAGUAGCUGGCCGUAUUAUAGCUUGUUUAUGUGCACUUGUUGGGGCCGGCAUGAUGGGUAUGCUUGUUUCAGUUCUUGUUAAUAGAUAUCAACGAGUACAUAAAAGAAAAAUGUACAUACCUGAUAAACAUAUAACACCGGUAGAAUUAGAACGAUUAUUCAAUCAAGAUCAUUCGAAAUUAAAUGUUACUUCAGAAUUAUCAAGUCAAGAAGAAAAACAAAAUAAUCACAAUUCACGUCAGUUAUCUUCACAAUCGUAUAAUGUUCAUUUUAUUGUUUCAUUUGAUGGUGAUGAUGAUGAUGAUGAUGGAAUAGAUAAUAUUGUCACAUCAGUUAAAGAAAAAAUAUCUGUAGCAAUAGCAGAUAUUGAUCGGUGGACAAAACUUAAGAUUGUUUAUUAUUUAGCUCUUUCUUAUAAUCGUCCAAAAUUCUGUCACAAUGCGUCAUGGAAUCUGAAUGCUACAACUUUCGCAAAUAGCAGUACAGUAGGUAUGAAACCUUACGAUAUUUUUAUUAAUACAAACAACACAGUCUAUGUACCCAAUCGAGAUAAUGGUCAUAUUAUCAUCUGGUCUGAAGGAAGUAUUAAACCAACAAAAAAUAUUUCGAGUAAUUUAUCAAAUCCAUGGAGUCUUUUUGUUACAAUAACAGAUGAUAUUUAUGUCGAUAGUGAUAAUUCAACAGGUCGAGUUGAUAAAUGGACAUUGAAUUCAUCAAUUGGUGUUUCGACAAUGUACACAUGUCAAAAAUGUGCGGAUCUUUUCGUGGAUAUUGAUAACAAUCUUUACUGUUCAAUGUAUAAUCUUCAUCAAAUUAUGAAAAAAUCUUUGAACACCGUUUCGAAUGCAUUAUCGAUUGUUGCUGGUACAGGUAGUGUUGGGAGCACCUCGAAUAUGCUUAAUUCUCCUUGGGGAAUCUAUGUUGAUGUCAAUUUUGAUCUUUAUGUGGCAGAUUAUAACAAUAACCGAAUACAACUCUUUCGAUUAGGACAAUUAAGUGGAAAAACUGUUGCAGGUAACUUAUCUUUAAAUGCGACAAUUACACUGAAUCGCCCAACUGGAGUGGUUCUUGAUGCUGAUAGUUAUCUCUUUAUUGUGGAUAGUUUUAAUCACCGUAUUGUUGGUGAAGGACCAAAUGGUUUUCGAUGUUUAGCUGGAUGCUCUACUUCUGCGGGUUCAGCAUCUAGUAAAUUAUAUUACCCGUAUACUCUUAAUUUUGACAGUUAUGGAAAUAUGUUUGUCACAGAUACUUAUAAUAAUCGAAUUCAAAAGUUUGUUUUAUUCACAAAUUCAUGUGAUGAAAUUUCAACAUCAACUAUAAAUCCUGUGAAUAUAUCAUCAAUUUUAACUACUCAGUCAAAUAAUGUUACAAUAUCGUCUUUAAAUAGAGUUGUUUCAUACAAUCAACCUAAAUUCAAUGCAUGUGUUUCAUGGAGUGCUAAUGCAAGCACUUUCGCUAAUGGUACUGCAGUUGGUGCAUCCCCGUAUGGCAUUUAUGUUAAUACAAACAACACAAUUUUUGUAGCUGAUUUUCGAAAUAGUCGAAUUCAGAUAUGGUUUAAUAAUAGUAUUAAUCCAACACGAACAAUUUCGGGAAAUUUAAUAUACCCAUUUUCUCUGUUCGUGACAAGUGAUGGUGGUAUUUAUAUUGAUAAUGGAUUUUCGAAUGGUCGAAUUGAUAAAUGGACAUUAAAUGCAAAUAUUAGUAUUCCUGCAAUGUAUGUUACUGCAGCAUGUUAUGGUCUCUUUAUUGAUGUUAAUAAUAUUCUCUACUGUUCAAUGUCUAGUCGUCAUCAAGUUGUUACAAAAUCAUUGGAUAAUAAUUCGAAUACAACCACAAUUAUUGCUGGUACAGGAUGUAUUGGAUCCACCUCAAAUAUGCUUAAUUCUCCUUGGGGAAUCUAUGUUGAUAUCAAUUUUGAUCUUUAUGUGGCAGAUUCUUACAAUAAUCGAAUUCAACUCUUUCGAUUAGGACAAUUAAAUGGAAUAACUGUUGCAGGUAGUGGAUCUUUAAAUGCAACAAUUACACUCAAUAAUCCAACUGGAGUGGUUCUUGAUGCUGAUAAUUAUCUCUUUAUUGUGGAUAGUUUAAAUAAUCGUAUUGUUGGCGAAGGACCAAAUGGUUUUCGAUGUUUAGUUGGAUGUUCUACUUCAUUUGGUUCAGCAUCUAAUCAAUUAAAUGGUCCAUCUGCACUUAGUUUUGAUAGUUAUGGAAAUAUGUUUGUCGCAGAUACUCUGAAUAGUCGAAUUCAAAAGUUUGUUUUAUUCACAAAUUCAUGUGAACAAUCUACAACAUCGCAACAAGUACCAAUAACCACACUUGUGAAUGCAAUUGAAAAUUCAACUAAUGCUUUAUCGACAUUCGUUACAACCAUCAACGUUUUUACAACAUCACUCGAAAAAGUUCAACCGUCAGUAUCGAUUUUUAUUGCUGUACAAUGUAAUGAUACUACAUAUAUUGGUUCUAAUUGUAAUAUUUCCAAUAAUAUAUGUGACAUAGCUAAUCCAUGUCAAAAUAAUGGUACUUGUAUCAAUAAUACGUUUGAUAGUUACAUUUGUUUAUGUCCAUCUGGUUUCAAUGGUACUUAUUGUGAACUUGAUCAACGACCUUGUAUAUUACAUACUUGUUUAUAUGAUGGUCAAUGCAACGAAACAUCGAAUAACACAUUUAAAUGUACAUGCGCUAACGGUUGGGAUGGUAUUAACUGUGAAUCAAUGGUAAAUUUGUGUGACAGUAGUCCAUGUAUGAAUAAUGCUGUUUGCCAACCAACAGUACUUAAUUAUACAUGUAAAUGUCUUGGUGAUAACUUUUAUUCUGGUCGCCAUUGUGAAAUACAAUCGAAGAAAAUAAUUAUUUAUGGAACUAUUUCAAAGUCUUCUUCAUAUAUUGCAAUUCUUGCCAUGACAAUUAUUAUUAUAUCUGUUGUAACAAUGGAUAUAUUGAAAUAUUGUUUCGAUAUAGAUCCAGUCCAUAAGGAACGAGAACGAAUACGACGAGCAAAACGAAUCAAAAAUCGAAAACGUCGUGUUAUUCAGCGAUGUGUCUAUGUUAAUGUAUAA